Saimiri boliviensis boliviensis (Bolivian squirrel monkey) is the source of this 1276-nucleotide messenger RNA. It is a transcript of the gene AVP, whose product is annotated as arginine vasopressin. Gene Ontology annotation, molecular function: V1A vasopressin receptor binding; neurohypophyseal hormone activity. The record is from RefSeq and is a predicted model, not a curated record. Lineage: Eukaryota; Metazoa; Chordata; Mammalia; Primates; Cebidae. Gene Ontology annotation, cellular component: extracellular region; secretory granule.
CAGGGCCUGAGUCCCCUUUCCCUGCUCUAUGGGUGUACAGGGGUGUGAUGUCCUGCACUUCCCCCAGCCGCCUGCCACCCCCCCAAACCCAUGAGAACAAGCCCCUCUCAUUCUGUGUCCCGUGACUCCAUGCCUGCAGCUGCCUUGUCCACAAGGCAGGAAUCCCCAUUCCUGGAGCAGACAAUACAAAGCCCCCGUCGUCGCCACUCUGGGCUUGUGAUGUUCUUGGUCCCUUAUUCUGUUGUCACAGGGCUAACCCUCCCCACACACCUGGCUGUCCCCUGCCCCACCGCUCUUGAGCUGCGCCUGCCCCUGCCUCUAACAGACAGCUUCUCCGUUCAUCUUAUCUUCUUGGACCCCGAGCCCUUUCUGGGUAACCAGAACGCUCGGAGGCAGCGGCCAGGCGACCCCUAGUCUGCCCCUCUCCCUGAAUCCAGAGCUCUGCAGUCCCAGUAGAGGCAGUUGCUGUCAUUCCAUGGCCCAUGACAGCCCGGCGGCCCGCAUCCCUCCCCCAUGGUCCCCUGCACAGACAGGCCCACGUGUGUCCCCAGAUGCCUGAAUCACUGCUGACGGCUGGGGACCUGGCAGCUGUGGGCUCCUGGGGAGCCACUGGGGAGGGGGUGGUGGCCACGUCUUGCCUCUGAGCGAACACCUGCGGACAUAAAUAGGGAGCCAGCAGAGGCAGCAGCACAGAGCCACCAGGCCGAGCUGCAUACUGGGCCCACCGCGUGCACCAAGAUGCCUGACGCCACGCUGCCUGCCUGCUUCCUCGGCCUACUGGCCUUCUCCUCCGCGUGCUACUUCCAGAACUGCCCGAGGGGCGGCAAGAGGGCCAUGUCUGAUCUGGAGCUGAGACAGUGCCUCCCCUGUGGCCCUGGGGGCAAAGGCCGCUGCUUCGGGCCCAGCAUCUGCUGCGUGGACGAGCUGGGCUGCUUCGUGGGCACUGCUGAGGCGCUGCGCUGCCAGGAGGAGAACUCCCUGCCGUCGCCCUGCCAGUCCGGCCACAAGGCCUGCGGGAGCGGGGGCCGCUGCGCCGCCUUCGGCAUCUGCUGCAACGACGAGAGCUGCGUGAUCGAGCCCGAGUGCCGCGAGGGCUUUCACCGCCGCGCCCGCGCCGGGGACCGGAGCAACGCCACGCAGCUGGACGGGCCGGCCGGGGCCUUGCUGCUGCGGCUGGUGCAGCUGGCAGGGGCGCCCGAGCCCUUCGAGCCCGCUCAGCCCGGUGUCUACUGAGCCCCCCGCCCGCCCCUACAGCACGGACAAUAAACCUCUAGCA